AUCUUACAAAACUCGCUUGUCUACCAUACAAACGAUAAUCGAGAAUCAAGAACACACGUCCCUUUAUUAGGUUGCAUUUCUUAACUCUUUUAUUCUUCCAGUUUUAUAUUUCUAGCAAAAUUAUUUUUAUAAUAAAUUAUCAAAAAUGGAAACUAGACCAUUUCAUGGUGACAAUAUAAGUCAGCAAAAUACGAUGCCUAUUUCGUAUGUGCCAAUAGCAUCAGCACCAAGUCAGUACAUUAUUGCAACUAAUGGCCAAGAGUAUUACGUAACUCCUGAGGCUCCUCAUUCGAACUGGAACAUGCAUAUGAGAUAUCAAGGUUACCCUGGGUCUCAACAAUGCUUCGUGAUGGUUCCUGAUAUUCUACAAAGUGGUGCCAUGUUGACAGAUAAUUCGGGCAACGGCCAUCAAAAAGUUGCACAAUGCAACUACGUUCCAGUUUCUCAAUGGACCCAUAUACCAGAUGUAAGACUAAAUCCGAAUUCUCAGGAAUUCUACCAAAAAUCCCAACCGGUUCAAUAUCAGAAGAUUGAAAGCUCAAAAUCAGAUCAAUAUCAAGAAAUAAGAUAUGUCAGCAGCGAGGGAGAAUCUAUUUCCGGUUCCAGCAUCCAUACAAGAUCGAAUAGUACAGACAGCAGCGAGAACGGAUUGAGUUCGAAACUUGACAAACUGAAUCUGAGAUACCAGAGUGGCGACAGUGGAAUCGCCGAAACUUCUUCUUCUUCUGCGACAUGGAGUAGCGAUGAUGACGUCGAUAAUAUUACGUCACAAAGAAUUACGUCACAGAGAUUACAAACUUCACCAGAAGAGAUACAGGAAAGAUUGUGGAAUAUUUGGGAUGAUGAACGAUACUGGAGAAACGUUAGACGACCACCCCCAGACAAUGUUCUGUGCUGUGUCAUUGCCAAACAAAUAGAAUUCUACAUGUCUGACUCGUACCUGGCCAAAGACAAAUACCUACUCAGACAAAUACGAUGCAAGAAAGAUGGCUACGUUAGUAUCAAACUGAUGACAUCAUUCAAGAAAAUGAAAAAGUUGGCGCAAGAUUGGCCAGUGCUCCGUAGUGCCAUCGUUCGAAUCUCUCGUACUCUUGUGGUGAGUGGUGAAGGAAUGAGAAUCAGACGCAAAGUACAACUUUCUGAGGAACUAAGGAAACCACGAAUGUUAACUUCUAUUUUGGCCAUUCGCCUACCUGACACAUAUAACGCUGUGGAUAAAAUUACGUCUCUUUUUCGAGUAUUUGGAGAAAUUGGCUUAGUUCGAUUGCUGCGCCCAGAUAAAGCUGUUCCUGUAGAUUUGCGAAACUAUGCAACUCAAGUUCCUGAUAUAGGUGUUUCGCUUUGUGCCGUGGUUGACUUCGAGUCGCCAAUUGAUGCACUUGGUGCCGUAAGAGUUUUGAAGACUAGAAGCCGUGAGUUAGCAGGGGAGGAAAAUGAUCAGAAUGAAAUCGAAAAUCAGGGAAAUAUUUACAAAGAAAGUGAGUUGUCAGAAGAAGACGGCGAACGUUUGAGAAAAAUUGUAGAAGAAAUGCCAGACCUGGCCAACAUGCGCCUUGCACUACUCGGACCACGCGUGCGGAGAACUUUAUACCGCCAAGACCGAAACAACAAUCCAGCCAAUAUAGAAACUAGGAUGAAAUUUCCGUCACACAAUAACGAUAUCUUCACGAGGCGAACAGCAGAAAACAUGUCAUCUUUUACAAAUGGAUACGAAAGAAACUCAAACACACUAUCUUGGCGAAAUUCCCGUCCAGCAUCAGCAAGCCCCACCAAACAUAAUAAUGUUCUACGACAGCCGAAAGGUGCUCAGGAUGAUGGCGGUUUCAUAUAUCGCAGGAAUAUUAGUAAAUAAAAUUGUAUAUAUAUAUAUAUUUUUCAAUAUUUUGUAGCCAUUGUACCAUUUUCCAGCUUUUAUACCAUCUUUAUAUGUAUUUGUUAUAUCCAAUUACAAUAUUAUUUAUAGCAUGCAAAGUUUUAAUGUCAAAUCUCUAGAUAAAACCAUUGAACAAUUCUAUAAAAGGCUCUAUAUAGAUAGGAUUCUUAUAUAUAAAGUAAAGGAGAUUAAUUUAAAUUUGCUCAAUUCUCAAUUCUCUUGGUCAUAUAUGAAAAUGAAAUGUACAUUUUCUGUGAUGCUUUUUUCAUCCUAUUUUUGCUAAUGACCUAUUUUCUUUCGUGCCUUACAAUACAUUUUUACUUUGAAUAUGAAAA
Messenger RNA from Styela clava, 2208 nucleotides. RefSeq lists its product as uncharacterized. Gene Ontology annotation, biological process: RNA processing. The record is from RefSeq and is a predicted model, not a curated record. Lineage: Eukaryota; Metazoa; Chordata; Ascidiacea; Stolidobranchia; Styelidae. Gene Ontology annotation, molecular function: mRNA binding. Gene Ontology annotation, cellular component: nucleus; ribonucleoprotein complex.